Molecule: messenger RNA, 683 nt
Organism: Drosophila suzukii
Lineage: Eukaryota; Metazoa; Arthropoda; Insecta; Diptera; Drosophilidae
Source: RefSeq, a predicted model, not a curated record
GGAUCGGCCUCAGUCGCUGGCGCGAGCUUGAAAAUGUGAAAUCGCGCUCAGGGAUUCGCCGGGUGGAAUUGCCAUAUUGAACGAGAAUUGGCAAAAACAUCCGCCCCAACCAUAUCUGUGAUUAUAUAGUGACCAUCUAACUCAAAAAAAAAAUUAAUUAAAUCUAAAACUGAUAGUCCCUGUAACAAACGAGAAACAAAGAAAACUGCCGUAUAAAUUGCACAAAGCCCAGAUCAGCUAAUCAGUCUGAUUAAGGUAUCAUGAAAUCCACCAUUUCUUUGCUACUGGUCGUCAUCUGUACCGUGGUCCUAGCCGCGCAACAGAGCCAAGCGAAAAAGGGAUGCCAGGCCUACGGACAUGUUUGCUACGGAGGUCAUGGCAAGCGCUCCCUGAGCACCGGAUCCGGGUCCGGAACGGGAGUGGGAAUGGGUGAGACAGCCUCCGGGGGGCAGGAGCAGGACUAUGUGCGUCCAAAUGGCCUGCUGCCCAUGAUGGCGCCGAACGAACAGGUUGCGGUGCCGCCCGAGGGCGACUUUAAUGACUAUCCCGCCCGUCAGGUGCUCUACAAAAUCAUGAGAUCAUGGUUCAAUCGACCACGACGACCGACUGCUCGACUGGGUGAACUGGAUUAUCCCUUGGCCAAUUCCGCCGAAAUUAAUGCACUGAACUAAGACGUGAAAAAA